AUGGAGUCCUUGAAGCUUACGCCCAACAACGAGCCUAAGCCUCGCACCUCAUCCCCCUUCAUGGACCAGCAGUGUGGUAGAUAUACAUACGAGACUUUGAAGCCCAUCUUAAUACAUCUGCAUGAGGUGGAGAGCAAACUCACAGUUCAGAAUGUUGAUGCGUGUCUAAAAGCCAAUGGACAGUUAAAUGUAGAGCUUACUUCUCUAAAAUAUUCACUUAGGGAGAAGAAUGGGCUACUUGACGCAUAUAAACAUAAUAUGGCAGAUCUUAGAGAAUCUAACAACAAUAUACACAAUGAAAUAGCAAAACUUAACGCUCCAACCGAAACUAAUGGGAAAAAGAUUGAACAGCUUUGUGAAAAAUAUAUAGAAAAUUCAGAAAAAUGUGAGAAGGAGCGCAGAAAUCAAAAUGAGUUACUAACCAAGCUGAACAAUACUGCCCAAGAACUCAUCAUCAAGUCAAACAAAAUUAAUGAACUGCAAGACCAAAUAAUUAAGUUACAAGACCAAAAAACUAAAGAUGAGAAAAAAAAAUUAGAAGAGCAAAAAACUAAAGAUGAGAGAAAAAAAUGUUCACCAAUUAUUAAUUUGCCUGGUCUGAUGCCAUUUAAAGUGCUUUGCAAUGAUGACAGCCCAGCGGGUAGAGGCUGGAUAGUAAUUCAGCAACGAAUAAACGGCUUAGAGAAUUUCCAGAGGGAUUGGAACACUUACCGUGAUGGCUUUGGAUCCUUCGAUGGGGAUUUCUUUUUGGGUUUGACUAAGAUCCACCACAUGACAUUCGCACAGCGACAUGAAUUAUAUAUUUACAUGGAAAAGUUUAGCAAGGAAUGGUUCGCCGCUCGCUAUGACAAUUUUUCAGUGGCAAGCGAGAAAAAUAAUUUUCAAUUGGAAUCGUUGGGUGCAUAUACUGGGUUCAACGACAAUCACGAUAAUUUUAGACCGGAGUUAUAUUAUAUAUUUGCAACAUACGAUCGGAAACAUUCCUAUUGUCCGAAGCAACCGUAUGGAGGUUGGUGGCACGGCUCUUGUAGAGGAAUCAAUUUAAAUGGAGAGUACCACCUACUUGAAAAAAAAGGUGAUAAGAAUUAUUUGUAUUGGGAGAAGUACAUCUCUCUGUACAAGGUUCAAAUGCUGAUUCGUCCCUAUAAUUCUAACUAAUGAAUAUCAUGAAUGUCAAAUUUUUAAUAUUGAAUAAA
Molecule: messenger RNA, 1196 nt
Organism: Drosophila busckii
Lineage: Eukaryota; Metazoa; Arthropoda; Insecta; Diptera; Drosophilidae
Product: fibrinogen-like protein 1
Exons: 3
Coding region: 1-1158 (385 amino acids)
Source: RefSeq, a predicted model, not a curated record